AUGAUGCCAAACAUCCCCAAUACUGCCCAUCUAGGACUAAGCACCAAACGCGAGCGCUCCUCGAUCCCCAAAACUGGAGAAGGCAAAACUUGGGUGUAUCCCUCAAGCGCACAGUUUUUUAGGGCCUUACAGCGCAGAGGAAAAGAGGCCGAAAAGGAGACGAUGCCUGCAGUGGUGCACGUCCACAAUUUCGUGAACGAGGAGACAUGGCAGAGAAUCACGACCUUGGAGCAGAAUCAUCCCGAAUGCGCCCAAGUGACUCUGACGCGCUUCUGCGGCCGCUCCGAUGAUUUGACAGUCACGGCGAGAGUCAUGAACCGCCUUGGCUGGUGGGGCCAGCUGUUCGACCGACACGACUGGUAUUUAGACAGGUGUGGCCAGCAGGUCCGCUACAUCAUAGACUAUUACGACGACCCGAAGGCGGAAAACAUCGCAGAAGUGUACAUACACGCCAGGCCGGCACCCUUUGACUCCCUGGAGAACUUUAGGGAUAUGCUGACGCAUACUGUGCAAGCCCUUUGGAGAGGCGAACGGCCUUAG
This is a messenger RNA of Cyclospora cayetanensis, 540 nucleotides long. Its product is annotated as putative cytochrome c1 heme lyase. Lineage: Eukaryota; Apicomplexa; Conoidasida; Eucoccidiorida; Eimeriidae. The transcript has 5 exons. Gene Ontology annotation, cellular component: mitochondrion. Gene Ontology annotation, molecular function: holocytochrome-c synthase activity. The record is from RefSeq and is a predicted model, not a curated record. The coding region runs from base 1 to 540 and encodes 179 amino acids.